ACAGGGUUGGCCCUUUGCUGGAUUAUCCAGGGACCAGCUCUUCAUUGAGGCUUUCCCUUACUUCCUAGCCUCCUCCCUCUGGGCAGUAUUAUGUGACUCUCCGAGCUCCUAGGACUGUUACCUUGUGUCAACCACAAGUGAGCCCAGUGCCAGUCCGAUCCCAGAAUAGACAUCAGUGCCCAUCUGUGAAAGGAGCUGCCACAGCUCCACCAUCUGCAGAGGGGUGCCUCCCCAUGCAACCAAACCCCAAGAGUGAUUGUUGGUGCCGAAGGCCAAAGGCUGUCAGCUGAUAAUAUAUGGUUUACACCCGCUGUUGGGAGGACUUCCUCAGGCUUCAUCCUGGGCAGAAUAGCCUGCGUGAACCCAGAUGGCAAACCCCAACAGCCUCUUCAUCCUCCUACUGGCCCAGACCAGCUGUUUGUACAGUGAGGCCUUAAAGGCAGCAGUCACGUGUGGGGCCUUCAUUAGACCCUGACAUAUAAGCUGUGGGCUCAGGGUGGCCAGAAACUCUCCAGGCAAGGAUCCAGCAAGCAGAGGUCAUGCUGACUGCAGUGCUGCUGAGCUGGGCCCUGCUGCUGACACUUCCCCCUAUGCAGGAAGCUCAGAGGGGCUUGGCCCCUCUGGAAGGCAUCAGAAGGCCUGACCAGGCCCUGUUCCCAGAGCUGCCAGGCCUGGGCCGGCAGCCUCCACUGAAACGGACAAGCGCAGAACAGUCCAUAGAAGCUCUGCUACAGGAGGCUGAGGCCUUGACAGAGGUACUAGAUCCGGAGGGCCGCGAGCCACGCUCCCCGCGACGCUGUGUAAGGCUGCAGGAGUCCUGUCUGGGACACCAGGUAUCGUGUUGCGACCCAUGUGCCACAUGCUACUGCCGUUUCUUCAACGCCUUCUGCUAUUGCCGCAAGCUGGGUACUGCCACGAUCCCCUGCAGCCGUACCUAGCGGGCCGACAUGGGGUCGAGGCUGAACAGGGGUAGCGAAUAAAGGUUGGGACCAACCCCAAGGCUGUGGCGUUAUUUCGAACGUGGCCGUCGGAGGAGGGAGGUCAUGGAAGUCACAGCAGGGGUGGGGUUGCCGCCAAGCCAAGAAACCACACACACACACCUACCGCAGGGUCUAGGUUACCAUCAUCUGAAUCACUUACAUGCAUGCUUUCAUGGUGCCAGGCACAGCUGGGGAGCCAGAAA
Messenger RNA from Panthera uncia (snow leopard), 1183 nucleotides. It is a transcript of the gene AGRP, whose product is annotated as agouti related neuropeptide. Gene Ontology annotation, biological process: hormone-mediated signaling pathway; neuropeptide signaling pathway; adult feeding behavior. Gene Ontology annotation, molecular function: type 1 melanocortin receptor binding; neuropeptide hormone activity. The record is from RefSeq and is a predicted model, not a curated record. NCBI's taxonomy places the organism in Eukaryota, Metazoa, Chordata, Mammalia, Carnivora, Felidae. Gene Ontology annotation, cellular component: extracellular region. The coding region runs from base 540 to 938 and encodes 132 amino acids. The transcript has 5 exons.